CUUCUUCUUCUGCUUCUUCUGCUUCUCCUCCUCCUCCUCCUCCUUUACUUCCUGUUGUGGAGGGGGAGAUUAAGGGGAAUAGGAGGUGGGAAGGGGAAGGGCACAGAGAGAGGAUGGGAACGCUGGCUGGGGUCCUGAGCGGCAUUGCGGGCUUGUUUCUGGGGCGCGCUGAGUGGGAAGAGCACUUCGUGGCCGGGGGUAUCGGCUGGUGUGAAGGGCGCGUGCUCGAGAAAGCCGAGAGCCGGUGUCCGGCGUGUGUGCUGGCUGUCGUGGGGGGCAAGGGGGAGGUACUGGUGGCAUUGCGGGCGAAUGCCUCGGGGAGGGCCAAGGGAAAGCAGCCGAGGCUGUUGAGGCUCGUGGAUGCGUGGCUGCGGCUGAGGGGGCCUCGGGAGGAAGCGAAGAUGA
Messenger RNA from Thermothelomyces thermophilus ATCC 42464, 405 nucleotides. RefSeq lists its product as uncharacterized. The record is from RefSeq and is a predicted model, not a curated record. Lineage: Eukaryota; Fungi; Ascomycota; Sordariomycetes; Sordariales; Chaetomiaceae. The annotation marks the transcript as partial. The transcript has a single exon.